Messenger RNA from Nicotiana tabacum (common tobacco), 1770 nucleotides. RefSeq names its product serine/threonine-protein kinase PBL34. Lineage: Eukaryota; Viridiplantae; Streptophyta; Magnoliopsida; Solanales; Solanaceae. The record is from RefSeq and is a predicted model, not a curated record. Gene Ontology annotation, molecular function: protein kinase activity; ATP binding. Gene Ontology annotation, biological process: protein phosphorylation.
CUAGGUGAAGAGGCUGGCAUUCCCUACAGAAAAAGGCAGAGUGGGAAAAAAAGUUCUUUUUGUACACACUGCCAUCAUGUUGUUGAUGAUGAUGCCUUCAAUCUCUCUCUCACACCAAACAAAGGAAUUUCCGCCUUUUUUCCUCUCUCUUCCUUUUUAUCUCAAUAAGCAUAUAUGGUGAAUCUUUUCUUUGUUCUCAAUGCUUUCUCUUUUUCUCUCUCUCGUUUACAGUUCAUGAAAAGGCUAACUAACAAGUGAAGAAGAGUAAGAGAAAGAGAAGGACAUGGAAAAUAAUAAGAUGAAGAAUAAUAAGAAUUGUGGGUGUUGGGCUGUUCUUAGGUCCAGUGUUAUUGGAGGUGCUUGUAGUUCUUCUGUUUCUAAACACUCUGCUAAUUCUAUUCCAAGAACUAGUCUUGUCUAUGAUGCAGCUACAGAGACUAGAUACCUAAACGCUAGCAACCGGGAGAUGUGCGUUCCGGAUGAAGCAAGAGUAUCUUCUGAUACCCCUCAUGAUACUGAUUUACCAACACUUACACCAGCUGCAGAAAACAAAGUGCAACGGCAGCUGCUUCAGUUCACAUUUCAAGAGCUAAAAGCUGCAACGGGGAACUUCAGACCGGAUAGUAUUCUUGGUGAAGGUGGAUUUGGAUACGUAUUCAAAGGCUGGAUAGACGAGAACGGGACAGCACCAGCAAAGCCCGGUUCUGGGACUACGGUUGCUGUCAAGAGCUUGAAACCAGAUGGUCUUCAAGGCCAUAGAGAAUGGGUGGCAGAAGUAGACUUCCUUGGACAGCUUCAUCAUCCUAAUCUUGUCAAGUUAAUCGGAUACUGUAUUGAAGAUGAUCAAAGGCUGCUCGUUUAUGAGUUCAUGACCCGUGGAAGCCUUGAAAACCAUCUUUUUAGAAGGACAAUACCUCUCCCGUGGUCCAAUAGGAUAAAAAUUGCGCUUGGUGCAGCCAAAGGCUUAGCAUUUCUCCACAGAGGCCCUGAACCUGUCAUUUACAGAGAUUUCAAGACAUCAAAUAUUUUACUUGAUUCGGAAUAUAAUGCUAAGCUUUCGGACUUUGGCCUUGCUAAAGCUGGUCCUCAAGGUGACAAAACACAUGUUUCUACAAGAGUUGUGGGAACUUAUGGAUAUGCUGCUCCAGAAUAUGUGAUGACAGGACAUUUGACAUCAAAGAGCGAUGUUUUUAGUUUUGGUGUUGUACUCUUGGAGAUUUUAACUGGUAGGAGGUCCAUGGACAAAAAGCGCCCGAGUGGAGAACAAAAUCUUGUAGCAUGGGCAAGGCCAUAUUUAGCUGACAAGAGAAAGUUUUAUCAACUUGUAGACCCUCGGCUAGAGCUAAAUUACUCCGUUAAAGGGGUGCAAAAGAUCGCACAGCUAGCUUACAUGUGCUUGAGCAGGGAUCCUAAAUCUCGUCCUACAAUGGAUGAAGUUGUGAAGGCUCUUACACUGCUUCAAGACCUCAAUGAUCUCGCUAUAUUAUCAAAUCAUUCUCGCUUAAUGCAAUCAGGAAGGCGAAAGAAGAAACUAGACGGAAUGCAACAACUUAGCUAUAAUCAUUCGAGGAGUAUCAGAGAGUCUCCGUUACAUUCUGGUAGGCAACAUUGUAAAUAAUGCUUUUUUUAGUUUUCUCUGAACUAAACAAGUAGGAAAUGAAGCCUCAAAACUAAUUGAAGAAGAAAAACAGCAGGCUUUUAUUGUAAUGUGUGUUUGAAAUUUGAUGAGGCUAUGAAUAGAAUUUGAGGUGGUAGCUCAUUUUCCUCUUA